Suillus paluster is the source of this 3054-nucleotide messenger RNA. RefSeq lists its product as uncharacterized. Gene Ontology annotation, molecular function: protein binding. The transcript is spliced from 8 exons. Bases 233 to 2989 code for a protein of 918 amino acids. The record is from RefSeq and is a predicted model, not a curated record. Lineage: Eukaryota; Fungi; Basidiomycota; Agaricomycetes; Boletales; Suillaceae.
UACGUCGCUUCCGUAUCCGCAGACCGCACUGUUCGUCUCUGGCGGUUCUCAGAUCGACGAACCAUCGCGAUCUUCCAACACCCACUCGCGGCGGCAUGCGUUACGUUUUCCAUGGACGGCAAGCACAUCUUCAGUGGAGCUGAUGAUAACAUGAUCUCCGAGUGGGAAGUACCCAAGGGCGUAGAUGCAUGUUUCCAUCCUCGACUCUGAUAACACAAUUUGAGCAUGCUUAAUGUCACAGAUCCUCGCUGUUGAUGCGACCGCCCGCGAUGCAUGCAUUACGGGGGACUUGUCCAUUGCUGAAGAAUUAUUCACACAAGAAAUCAACGCCGAUGCAAACAACUACAUCUCGUAUGCCAACCGUUCGUUUGUUAUGGCACGAAAACAUGACUGGGACCACGCGCUUGAUGAUGCAAACAGGUCCGUGACCAUUCAGCCCUCCUUGACAGGUCAUAUCUCCAAGGGCAUCGCCCUAUGCGGAAAAGGGCAGGUCUGGGACGCGACGAUGGCAUUUGAUCUCGCGUUCAUGUUUACGAACGAAGAUCCGAAGAUUAUACAUUUCCUUCUCUUGAUUAAGGCUAUUGCUUUUUUCGAUGCGGAUAAACAUGAGGAGGCAAUUCUGCGCGUCCGGAAGCUAGCUUCCACGUGUCCGAAUAAUGAUACUCUUGCAUGCCACGUCGUGGAGGCAUAUCUAUGUAUUCAGCUCGGAAUCAACGCCGCGGACCAUAAUGAAGCUGCCGAUCACUUUACUGCCGCUGUCAACGCCUGCGCUUUCUCGUCUACAUUACCCAUCGAUUCUAUAUACGAGAACCUGGUGAUGCUCUUCGGAUGGGACUUGCAGUCAUUAUGGAAAAAUGCACACCAGAAACGAUGUGAUGCACUUUAUCAGGCAGAUAGACUUGGAGACGCCCUAGAAUCAUAUCGAUAUAUGAUGAAUAUGAGCGACGAAAAUACAAAGGCCAGCUGCCUUGACUGGUCCAAUGCUUUCAAGAACGAAUGCAGCGCACUCUAUCUUGCUAGCGGAGAUGCUGCCGUCGCUGAAAGCGAUUUCGACAGGGCCAUUAGCUCAUAUUCCGUGGCAAUCGACCUGAAUUCCGCAAGCGAGAUCAUCUUUGCAAACCGCAGCAAGGCUAGGUCAAAAAAAAUGCUAUGGGAGGAUGCUCUUCUUGAUGCGCAAAAGGUCAUUGAACUCAACCCUUCAUCUCACGUUGGAUACGAGGUGAAGCAUGCAGCGCUUCAUGGCGCACAACGAUAUGAUGAAGCUAUCGAGGCCUUCGAAAUGAUGAUCUCGAAAUUGCACAGUGCUACUGACAGGCAGAUACGAAAGCUGCGCGAGGAGUAUCUCAGUCGAUCCGAUGCAGAAUGUGCUAUUCGAAAGGUCAUCGAUGUUCAACUUGACACGGCCCCGCAUCGUCUACUCAGCACCACUUUCGGGCUCUUAUGCAAUAGAGAAGAGCAGAUAAGCGCCUUCCAGACGAGCACAGAUUACAAAGAACUUCUGUUAUCGAUUAUGAACCACCCUCGCCUCCGAACGGAGCACAUCACAGAGGAGGUGGUGAAGUUCUUCCAGUGCGUCAUGCUAUCGCAUAGGUGGGAAGGGACCGAACCGUUGCUGCACGACAUCAAGGACAAGGACGUAUAUGAGUUGCAGGCAGCUGGCAAUAUCGUGAAGUUGCAGUCAUUCUGCGAAAUUGCUCUUAAGGCGGGGUAUCACUGGGCGUGGGUUGAUUCGUGUUGCAUCGACCAGACGAACAAUGUCGAGCUCCAAACAUCAAUUGACUCCAUGUUUUCCUGGUAUCACCAUUCAGCGCUCACGGCCGUCUACCUGUCAGAUGUUCCGCCUUCAUCCACGUCUGGCGCACUGGCGAAGAGCGCUUGGAACACCCGAGGAUGGACCGUCCCGGAGUUCCUAGCUCCUAAAGUCAUUCGUUUCUACCAACAGGAUUGGACUUUGUAUCUCAAUGACGAGUCCCCCAACCACAAGAAGUCUGUCAAGAUCAUGGAUGAGUUGGAGGAUGCGACGGGCAUAGAUGCACGCGUCCUCGUCGCGUUUCAACCGGGGAUGAGAAACACCCGAGAGAAACUUCAAUGGGCGUCCACGCGCGCCACCACUAGGCCGGAAGACAUUGCAUACUCAUUGUUUGGGAUCUUCGGCGUCCGACUUCCUAUCCAUUAUGGCGAGAAUAAGCAAAAUGCGCUUGGGCGACUCCUGCAGGAGAUUGUGGCUCGGUCGGGUGACAUUACUGCCCUCGACUGGGUCGGACAACCAUCCAUGUUCAAUAGUUGUCUUCCCGCAGACAUUUCUUCAUAUGCAGCUCCACCGUGCGCCCUCCCAUCUUUGUCUGAAGACGAAAUGCAGACAGAGAUCUCUUUGCUGCACAAUACCGUGGCCGCCGAGUUGGCUUCAAAUCUUUAUGACGAGCUUGAAAAUAUGAGCGCUCCUCGUUUCGCGAACUGCAGACUGCAUCUGCCUUGUAUCGCAUUCCGUGUCACGGAACUCAGACGGACGCGUAGCCCUGCCUACGAGACUCGUUUUACGUAUGGAGUCAAGGCAGAUGGGCUUCGCAACCUCUUGAUUACCACAGAAGAGAAGCUGAUCCAGUUCUCGCAUGCAAGGCCCGCUCGACAGACAUUCUUCCUUGCCCGUCCAUGGGACCGCCGCCUCCUCGGGCAACCUGACUUCGAAGAGCUGCCUUCCAUUGCAGAUGACGCGGAAAGCUUGGGAGAUUGGUCCGAGUCGGAGUUUCCAUUGGACGACUCGCCAGGCGGUUCUCCUGUGGAACAUGAACUGGGUGAUUCGGACUCUCAUUCACGAGCAUUGCGAUUGAUGGUUCGCCUUGGGCAGCCGUUUGGCGCAUUUUUGCUGGCGCAGCAGCGCGGUGGAGAAUACAAAAGGAUUGCAUCGGAUCAUGAUAUCAUUGCACAGGUGAACGACGUGGCCUCUGUUCACAGCAUGAUGGCCAGAGUCAGGACUCUAGAAAUAUUGUAGCUAUAUGUAUCCUCCCCGGAGACCACAGAUCUCUGAGCAGUUUCCGUUUGUACGUGAGAGAUCAA